Molecule: messenger RNA, 1870 nt
Organism: Impatiens glandulifera
Lineage: Eukaryota; Viridiplantae; Streptophyta; Magnoliopsida; Ericales; Balsaminaceae
Product: endoglucanase 1-like
Exons: 6
Coding region: 48-1544 (498 amino acids)
Biological process (GO): carbohydrate metabolic process
Molecular function (GO): hydrolase activity, hydrolyzing O-glycosyl compounds
Source: RefSeq, a predicted model, not a curated record
AGCCUCCUUCCUUCCUCGUUUCUUUCUAUCUGUUUUGCAGUCUGAAAAUGGCGUCUUCACUUCUCAUGUUUUCUCUCUUCAUCUUCCUCGCUUCGUCUCUCUUCCUCUCCCAUGCCUUCCCCGGUAAACACCCCCAUUCCCAUACCAGCUCCGCCCAACACAAUUACAAAGAUGCUCUCACCAAAUCUAUCCUUUUUUUCGAGGGUCAGAGAUCAGGGAAGCUUCCUUCUAACCAGAGAAUGACUUGGAGAAAAGACUCCGCUCUCUCUGAUGGCUCCUCCGUCAAUGUUGACUUGGUGGGAGGUUAUUAUGAUGCAGGGGAUAAUGUGAAAUUUGGGUUUCCAAUGGCGUUCACAAUCACAAUGCUUUCAUGGAGUGUGAUUGAGUUUGGCGGGUUAAUGAAAUCUGAAUUGCAGAAUUCAAGACAAGCUAUCCGUUGGGGUACUGAUUAUCUUCUUAAAGCAACAGCUCAACCAGACACUAUAUACGUUCAGGUUGGUGAUCCUAGCAAGGACCAUGCUUGCUGGGAAAGGCCAGAGGAUAUGGAUACUGAAAGAACAGUGUUGAAGAUAGACAGAAACAACCCAGGUACAGACGUGGCGGCCGAGACCGCCGCCGCUCUGGCCGCCGCUUCCCUGGUUUUCCGGAGAGUGGAUCCUGCUUACUCCAAUACCCUCAUCAGAAGAGCCAUCAAGGUGUUCAAAUUUGCUGACAAAUACAGAGGAAGUUACAGCGACAAGUUGGGGAGUCUUGUCUGCCCUUUUUACUGCUCUUACUCUGGUUUUCAGGAUGAACUUUUAUGGGGCGCUGCUUGGCUACACGAGGCCACGAAAGAUCCAUCAUACCUUAGCUACAUUGAAGCAAAUGGCCAAACUCUUGGGGCGAACGAAGGUGGCAACACGUUUAGUUGGGAUAACAAACAUGUCGGAGCAAGAAUCCUUCUAUCUAAGGCAUUUUUGACCCAAAAGGUUCAAUCUCUACAUGAUUAUAAAAGACGAUCCGAUGAUUUCAUAUGUUCAAUUAUUCCUGGUUCUCAAACUCCAUACACUCCAGGCGGAUUACUAUUCAAGAUGAAGGAGAGUAACAUGCAGUAUGUAACUACAACCUCGUUCCUAUUACUAACCUACGCGAACUACCUUGCCUCCUCCCAUAAGACAGUGAGCUGCGGCGGAACUGUUGUUACUCCGAAAACACUCCGUUCAAUAGCAAAGAAACAGGUGGAUUAUAUAUUGGGUUCUAAUCCAUUGAAAAUGUCGUACAUGGUCGGGUAUGGUCCGAAGUAUCCAGUAAGGGUUCAUCACAGGGCAUCUUCUAUUCCAUCAAUGUCGUCCCAUCCGGAGAAGAUACCCUGUUCUUCCGGGUUUGGUUUCUUUAAUACUCAGUCUGCUAACCCUAAUGUUCUUGUGGGGGCUAUUGUGGGUGGGCCAGAUCAAAAUGAUGGGUUUCCUGAUCAACGGUCUGACUACUUACAUUCGGAACCGGCUACCUAUAUCAAUGCACCGCUGGUUGGAUCUUUGGCUUAUCUUGCGCACUCAUUUCACUAGCUAGCUUUGAAUCAAAGGAAGGGCAAAUGGAAGUGUUUUUAUCUUUACUAAUAAAUAAAUAUUUAGCUUUGGUUUGAAUCAAUCAAUCGGUCGGUCGGUCUCAACUGCCCAGGAUUGAGCUAGCUAGUAGGCUAGCCCUAGUAGUUAUAUUGUAGGCCUUUUUCUAUGUUAAUCGUGAACCGAGACACAGAAGAAGAGGGGCUAGUUUAGUGAAAGAGGGCGCCCAAUGUAUGUUUGACCAUUGGGCUGGGCUAGUCUAGUCUAGUCAUAGUUUUCUAGUUUGAUUGUGAUUUCAGUAUCUUGUGAAGGUACACAAUAUUUCAGCC